AGCGUUGGCGGAGCUAUGUUACCUCUCUCCCUCUCCCUCACUCACGCCUACUGCUCGCUACCUCCACGCAACGUUGCGGUGCGCCUGUGUGUUCACGCUAUUGUCAACAUCUAUUUUUAGGAUGUCAGUGAUUAUUGUACAGAACUGAUACUGAACCAUCACUCUGAUAACCUUAUAUUGAACUUUGAUAAUCGAUUCCUGAAGAGUUAAUCAAUUAUUGAGUGAAACGAGGAGCAUUAACACCCUCAGUGAAUUAUGGAGUGAAGUUCCUUAACAUCGAUAAGAUGAGAUGACAGAAUGGAUGUUGUUACGCUUACUUAAACCUAGAGUGAGAGUGUACAGUGAACACUAAAGGAUGGGUCACUCGUUCACCCCUUCCCUCCUCACCUCUCCUGACCCACACGAGAAAUAAUGUAACACAGAUAUGGAGAUCAACACAGGAACCCAAAAGUUUGUCCGUUUGGUCCUGUUGCCCGUGAUGUUCCUCGCCACCAUAACAGGGUGCCAGGGCCUGAGGGUGAAGCAGGUGGUGGUGCCGCCCCAUGAGAUCAAGGGGAAGGGCGUGGAGCUGGAGUGUCAGUAUGAGCUAGACGGGGACCAACUCUACUCCCUCAAGUGGUACAAAGGCAUCAAGGAGUUCUUUCGCUACGUGCCCGCAGACACCCCGCCCAUACAGGUGUUUGACCUGCCCGGCGUCCACGUCGACAUGGGCAAAAGCAGCGACAGGAAAGUGACGUUGAAGGAAGUGUCACUCAAGACGUCGGGGAAGUACAAGUGUGAAGUGUCAGCCGAGUCGCCAUCUUUCCACACUGACUCCGGGGCGGGGGAGCUGCUUGUUGUCCACAUCCCGGAGAGUGACCCGCACAUCUCUGGCUUCCAUGCAAGUUACCACGCCGGGGAUGUGGUACAAGUCAACUGUACCUCCUCACCCUCCAGGCCUGCCGCUGGCCUCAUGUGGUACAUCAACGACAAGCAGGCGGACAGCUCAUCCCUAGUGGACUACGCCCCGGUGCCCAACGGAGAGGGUCUGGAAUCCUCUAUCCUAGGUCUCCAUUUCCGCGCCCGGCCAAGUCACCUACGUAAUGGACACCUCAAACUCCGCUGCACCGCCACCAUCGCCGCCGUCUACUACCGAGAGAAUACCAUCUACGCCCGCGCCCAUCUUAACCGUCGCCGUGACCCCCUUGAGAGUCAGAGUAUGUUGACUGGUGUGGCGGCGGGUGUAGUGAGUGUACAGGUGUGGGUAGUGUUGCUAGGUGUGGCGGUGGGGUUGCUGAGGUAACACCCGCCCCCUCAUCUCUCCUGCUACCCCCUCCCCCUCCUUCCCCCUCACCUUGACUCUCAUUAAUUAGGAGAGGAGUCGUCACCCACUCAGGUGUGUCCCCCCCCCCUUACCAUCCCCACCACACCUGACUAAAACUAUAUACAGUGCCAAAUGUAUGUCUGCCCCGGCGACCUGAGAGUGUAACCUGCUAAUGAGACUUGAAAAUAUAGAACCUAGGAGUGCAAUACUGAGAGUGCUACUUGACUAAUGUAACUUGAAAUGUACCACUUGAGAAUACAAACUGAAACUUAAGAACACAGUGAAUGAUAUUUCCAGGGUUACAGAAGUUGAAUUUAUUGAAAUCCUGAAGAAAAAGUGAAGUUGGGUGAAUGUAAGUAAAGUUUUUGUGUGUUGCGGUGGUAAAUAUUACGCGAGGACAAUUGAGUAAAACCUGUGCUUAUAGUCUAACAUUUGUCUUGCAAUAUCACUUUUGGUCACUAUUUUUCUCUUUGUAAUAUUAUCUAUCUUUAAUCUUUAUUUUGCUGUAUCAUUAUGUCAAUAUUUAUGUGAUGGGUGACUUUUGUUCUCAUUUUAAUACAAUGAUUUAGUGUUAAUAUCUCUGGCGUAGUUAAGAAUGAAUUGGAUAAUGUUGUUCGUAAAUCUGUCAUUGAUUAUGAAAAAAAAGGGGAAAUAUUAAACGCUAUAUUUUAUAAGGUCAGUCAGUGUAGUUCUUCUGUAGGAGUCAUUUUAUAGGUUCAAAGGUGGCACGAUACUGUACUGCUUUUGUAGCUUCUUGUGUACAGGAAAUGUUAAUAGUGUGUUUAAUGAGACGAGAAAUUCCUGGUGUCAUGUCAACUGUGAACCUCCAAGGUGACUCCUGGUACAAAUAUUCACCUGCAUUUCGAGUAAAAAUUGCCGACACUGAAGUGAUAUUGCAUAAAAAACUUAUUUGAUGUGGCAAGUGAUUAAGAUGAUGUAAGUACAAGAUACUUCCUCAGUAAGUGAUAUCCGCUUACGACAGUGACACAAUAUGUGAUGUGGUGUGUUAACAGGUGAUGUCAGGCAUAAGACGUUUAACGUGAUGAUACUGAGAUGAUAUUGAUCGUACAGAUACACGUUCAGCAUUCAAAGCCAUUAAACCAGCAACUGAAACAGCGACCAAUGGCAGCAACAGCAUCGACGGCUUGGCAGCAGCAGCAUGAGGGACCAUUACUGUGUACAAUGGUGGUGACAGCUCCGAGUGUGAAUGCACGUGUGAGGGAGAGAGUGAGAGUGUGUACGUGAGUGUGUGUGUAUCUAGUAGUGAAGGACACCCCACCUCACCACCCACGCCUCCCAGUGCUCAUUAUCGACUCCCAACUGUCGCUUAUGAAUACGGCCGCAAUUAAGAGAAAAUGGACAGUAUACCCAAGGUGGCACUGGUUGGCUGGCUGUGUUUCUCAGUUCCAUCAGGGAGCAGCAGCAGCAGCUGUUGUGAGACCUUGUGCUGCUGCUGCUGACGUGAUUCAUUGUCCAACAAAUGUCAGCAGCAAAGGGGAGGUGGCGGCUGACACAGACUCGGUGAUGCCUUGUAGUCACGACAGCCAAGGUUGUGUGAUCUUUACAGGUCUCGCUUACCUCACUCUCCUCCUCCCCCCUCCUCUCACCUUCUCGCCCUCCUUCGCCCCCCCUCUCUCACCCUCCUUCGCCCCCCUCUCUCACCCUCCUUCGCCCACCCCUCGUCCCUAACCUCGACCAGAUUCGCCCCACCGCUAUAACUCAGCCAGAAUCCCCCCACAUGGCUUCGUCCUCCUCCUCCUCCUCCUCUUCCUCUUCUUCUUCCUCUACUUCCGCGUCUUCCUCCUCUUGCUCCUCCUCGUCUCGACUCUCCGCCCCUUUCCUGCCACCUUUCCGCACCAUCUACUACCCAGAUCGACUCCUCUCUCCCCACCCUCGAGCAUUUCUCCUCCCCCCUGCACCUUAAACUCAUUUCCUCUCCUUCUCCUCUCCCAUCUCCUCCUCCCAUCCCAUCAUCUCUUCUUCCUCCCAAUCUCCUUUCCUAUAUCCUCCCCACUUACGUCACCUCCUCUCCCAUUCAAUGACCUCUCCUCUUUUCCUUUCCUCUCCUCUCCCCUAGCAUUUCAUUGUCUUUUCUCCCCUUCAUUUCCCUCUCUCUCUCUCUCUCUCUCUCUCUCUCUCU
Molecule: messenger RNA, 3443 nt
Organism: Homarus americanus (American lobster)
Lineage: Eukaryota; Metazoa; Arthropoda; Malacostraca; Decapoda; Nephropidae
Exons: 7
Coding region: 425-1282 (285 amino acids)
Source: RefSeq, a predicted model, not a curated record